UGCCGCGCGCCCGCCCGCCACCUUCGGGCGCCACCUCGGCUCCACGCCCAACCUGCAGCUCGACAUCAUGGACAAUCGCCGAGAUCAAGGCGGCGCGCAAGGUGCGGCCUCAAGAUGGUGGCGCACGCGCCAGCGCGAGCGCGUGUGCGAGGUGCAAGCGCGUGGACGGCGGCGCGGGGCGCCUCGUCGGCGCAAGCCGGCACGCCCGGGCGCCGCGGCCAGCCCACGCGCUACCAGAGCCGCGGCGCUGACGCGGCCAUCAACCGGCGCUACUCGGACUUCGUGUCGGCGGCGGGGCUGGCGCCGGCGGCGGGGCCGUCGCAGCGGCGGCGCGCCUCCGAAGCAGCCCGUCGCGGCGCGGCCCUCGGCCAGCCAGGGCGCGGCCGGGGCGCCACCGCAUCGUCCACCAAACUCCGACCUCAUUACCAUCCUGUCGUCGCUUCGCCUCGUCCGCGCAGGAGAUCAACCGCGACCCGACGAGGAGGCGGAUGGAGGAGCGCGGCGGCUGCGCGCGCGCAGGCGGAGUCGCCGCAGAAGAAGAAGGCCCCGCCCGUGUCCGCCGUCGCUCGGGGGCGGGGGCGCGGCGGAACGCCAGGGGCGGUCCCGCGGGCGCGAGGCGGGCCACCCGCCACGCAGACCAGAAGCGCCAAAGCGCCUCCAAGAUCUGCGCUCCAACAGCUUCGGACGUGUCCAUGCUCUGGCACCGCGCGCAAGGAGAAGCAGCGGCGCAGCACGGCGCACAGCCGCAGGCGGCUCCGUGGGGCCCGCCAGGCUGGUUCAUUCAAGCCACCAGCCCAAGCGCGCGGCGAGCCUGGGGCGGCGGCCGGCGGUCCGGCGAGCGCCGGCGCGGCCGGGAGCGGGGGGCGGGCGCGAGCAAGGGCCUCCCGUCGUCGUCACUUAUCGGCGACGAGAAGGCCACGUGAGACAACGGCCGGGGCCGAGUGCCGGGGGCCCUGGAGGCGGGGGGCGAGCGCGGGCGGGGUGGCGGAGCGGGCAGCGGCGCGCGUGGGGUUGCCCGUGA
Molecule: messenger RNA, 1021 nt
Organism: Gryllus bimaculatus (two-spotted cricket)
Lineage: Eukaryota; Metazoa; Arthropoda; Insecta; Orthoptera; Gryllidae
Source: the annotation of a GenBank genome assembly